Messenger RNA from Esox lucius (northern pike), 6510 nucleotides. RefSeq names its product BTB/POZ domain-containing protein 7. The coding region runs from base 539 to 3877 and encodes 1112 amino acids. Lineage: Eukaryota; Metazoa; Chordata; Actinopteri; Esociformes; Esocidae. Gene Ontology annotation, biological process: morphogenesis of a branching epithelium. The record is from RefSeq and is a predicted model, not a curated record. Gene Ontology annotation, molecular function: protein binding. The transcript is spliced from 11 exons.
CCCUAGCCAGUUAGCAAACAGCGUUGGGAUAGGCCGCACCACCACUGCACACCACCCACCCAACCAGGCGCCGCGCAAGGCUGAGGGUAAAAAAAAUCAGCCGAGCAAAGGAACACGUCUUGAGUUUCUAUUCUCGUAAAAAAGAAAUGCAAUUUACAAAAAAGUCGAUGCAAAGUGGAUCUAAAGGCACAUACGAGAUUCUUCUAGUGUAUAUUGCGUCGAUCUAUGCUUAAUGAUAGGUGUUAAAAUGGGAGUUGUGUCGGACUAUUUUUUUCUAAAGGGAAUCAUCAUAACUUGAGACGGGUAUCAACUUGAAAGGGAGAAUAAUUUCUAAAAGAAGCGAAGUAGGCCUACCUAAAGGCUCAAACAUCUUGAAGUCUGAUCAAGGCAUGGCAGGUAGGGCCUGGGUGUCUAAGGUGGCUUCACAUUACCCGGCCCUGAGAGAGAGAGAGAGCCGACGGCUAAGGACGUGCUUCAUCUGGGCAGAAUGACCAUGAAGGAGGGGAGAUCCCCAAACAGCAAGUGAAGAAGAGUGACGAUGGGUGCCAAUGCAUCCAGCUACCCGCACUCCUGCUCUCCUCGUAUAGGGGGAAGCACACAGACACAGCAGACCUUCAUAGGGACAUCGUCCUACUCCCAGCAGGGCUAUGGCUGGGAGUCCAAGCUGUACAGCCUGGAUCAGGGCCACGACAAGCCCCAGGACAGGAAGAAGAAGAGCCUGGGGCUGGCCACCCUCAAGAGGAGGUUCAUCAAGCGCCGGAAGUCCAGCCGCUCAGCUGACCACGCUCGCCAGAUGAGGGAGCUCCUAUCAGGGUGGGACGUGCGCGAUGCCAACGCCCUGGUGGAGGAGUUCGAGGGCACGGCCUCGCUCAAAGAGCUGAGCGUCCAUGCCAGCCUCGCGCGUGCCGAGGCGCCCAGCCUGCAGCGUGACCUGGCUGCCCUCUACCAACACAAGUACUGCACCGACGUGGACCUCCUCUUCCAGGACACCUGUUUCCCAGCGCACCGCGCCGUGCUGGCUGCCCGCUGCCCCUUCUUCAAGACCCUGCUCUCUUCGUCCCCGGGGUACGGCGCUGAGGUGCUUAUGGAUAUCGAGACGGCGGGCAUCGACGUGCCCAUGUUCUCUGCCCUUCUGCACUACCUGUACACCGGGGAGUUUGGAGUCGGCGGGGCGGAGGACUCCCGGCUGCAGAAUGUGGAUGUGCUGGUGCAGCUCAGCGAAGAGUUUGGCACACCCAACUCCCUCGAGGCAGACAUGAGAGGGCUGUUUGACUACAUGUGUUACUAUGAUGCCCUGCUUAGCUUCUCCUCGGACGCAGAGCUGGUGGAGGCCUACAGCGCCGAUGGAGCUGGAGGGGGCGUGGCCACCGGGGCGGGUGGGGGAGGCGGCGGGGGACCGGCUUCCCCAGACGAGGACCUCCGGGCCCACAAAGCUGUCCUCUCCGCCCGUUCUCCCUUUUUCCGGAACCUUCUCCAGAGGCGCAUCCGCACGGGGGAGGAGAUGACUGAGCGCACGCUACAGACGCCCACGCGCAUCGUGCUGGACGAGUCCAUCAUCCCGCGGAAGUACGUCCGGGUCAUCCUGCACUGCAUGUACACAGAUCUGGUGGACCUGGGGCUGGUGCUAAGAGGAAGCCCCUCAACUGGGAGCUUGGGGGAGGUUCAGGUCUUGGUGGCAGGUGGCAGGGGAGGUGCCAACACCCGCACGGAGGAGGCCAUGGAGCUCUAUCACAUUGCCCUCUUUCUGGAGUUCAGCAUGCUGGCACAAGGAUGUGAGGACAUUGUGGUGGAGAGCCUUGCCCUGGAAUCCCUGGUCCCCAUCCUGAAGUGGAGCUCUCAGCCCUACGGCUCCAAGUGGGUGCACCGGCAGGCCCUGCACUUCCUGUGUGAGGAAUUCAGUCAGGUUGUGACCUCUGACGUGCUCUACGACCUCAGCAAGGAGCACCUGCUGGCGGCCAUCCAGUCAGACUACCUGCAGGCCAGUGAGCAGGACAUUCUGAAGUACGUUGUUAAGUGGGGCGAGCAGCAGCUUAUUAAGAGGAUGGCAGACAGGGAGCCUAAUGUCCUGAGUGGAACAGCACAUAGUGUGAACAAGCGGGGGGUGAAGAGGAGAGACCUGGAUGUGGAGGAGCUGAAGGAGAUCCUUUCUCCCCUGCUGCCCUUCAUCCGAAUCGAGCACAUCCUUCCUCCCAACAGCGAUGUCCUCUCGGACGCGAUGAAGAGAGGCCUGAUCAGCACCCCUCCCUCGGACAUGCUGCCCACCACGGAGGGGGGCAGGGCUAACUCGUGGUUACGCCAGAAAAGCGCUGGCAUUUACGUGCGACCACGUCUCUUCUCGCCCUACGUGGAGGAGGCCAAGUCUGUGUUGGAGGAGAUGAUGGUAGAGCAGACCGAUCUGGUGCGUCUUCGUUUGGUGCGCAUGUCCAACGUCCCAGACACGCUGUACAUGGUCAACAACGCUGUUCCACAGUGCUGUCACAUGAUAAACCAUCAGCAGAUGGCCAGCCACCAGAAUACCGCCCCUUCUGUGGUAGCCAAUGAGAUCCCAGUCCCCAGGCUGGCGGUGGUGAAGGAGAUGAUCCGGAGGCUGCAGGAGCUGAGGCACACAGAGCAGGUCCAAAGGGCCUACGCCCUGAACUGUGGCGAGGGGGCCACCGUCAGCUAUGAGCUGCAGCUGCGUGUGCUAAGGGAGUUUGGCCUGGCAGAUGGGGCUACUGAGUUACUGCAGAACCCUUACAAGUUCUUUCCAGAGGAGCGUUUUGGGGACGAGAGUCCGGUCCUAGCUCUGCGCCAAGCAGGUCGUUGUCGGGUCAACAGCAGCCCAGCGAUGGAUACCAUGUUCUCAGACCUGGAGGGCCUGGCCGGGUUUCACCCUCCACUGCCUCCCCCUCCACCCCCAUAUCACCCCCCGGGCACACCCAGCCAUACCCAGCUGAAGGGGACCUGGAGGCCCCGUAUGCCCCUCCCACCCCCCACGCGCUCCUUCUCGUAUCCCUGUAACCACACCCUGCUCCAGCUCCACACCAAACACGGCGGCCCGGACUACUCCUCUGCCCCCAGGGCUCCGCCUCCGGACUGUACUAAUCCCCAAGCCAUGGGCCGAGCCCUGCUCGUAGAACCACAGCUGAGCAUGGAGCCCGUGAUGAGGGAGUUCAUGCCUGACAUCGCUCUGGGGGUGUCUGUAAUGACUCUGAGGGACCACCACAUGGGGGACAGGGACGGUCACAACCCUCACGGCCCCAUGUCAGCCCCGGGCCCGCACCUCCCCUCCGGAUCCUGUCUUACCACUCGCCAUAGCCAUGGUCAUUCCUGCAAAAGGCACGCUCCAGAACCUAAACUGGAGGCCCAGGCAGAGUUCCCUGACCUGUAUGAUUUCUCCUGCCGACCAGCCACCCCAACCACGAGCCACCCCCUGCCCCCCUACGCAGGGCCAGACCUCUACAGCCACAGCCGCUGCUCGUCCAGCAGCCUCCCUCCCUCAUAUCUGUCUGACACCCAGGGACGAGCAGCCGAGGCCCGCCCUGACCCCCUUCGCCUAGACGUCCUGGGACUGCCGCCCCAGCGGCAGGACGGUGCCCUGGCUAAUCCCUCUGGUCACCAGGUUGGGGCAGGACAUGUCCCUAGAGGACCACCAAACAAUGAGACUGACCUUACUCAUGGUCUGGGCCACUUGCAUGGAUCCCCCAGCGGAAACCUGGAUGGGUAUGAGGAGCAUCCAUCGGCCCACAGGGAAGGUCCAGAGGAGAUGGGGGUCGCAGGAGAGUCUCCAGGGUCAGGGCCGCCGCAGCCUCAUAGGAACAGUGUUAGUGAGGAAGCUAACCGAGAUCGCAGGGCAACCAACAACUCUGACUACCCUUACAAGAAGUCUGCACUUUAACCUUCAGGGAGGACCUGGGGUUUGAGUCGUCAAAAGGGAACGCCGGGGAAACGACCCUAUGUCAUGGGCAGAACAGCACUAAUGAGUGUGUGUGUGUGUGUGUGUGUUUGUUUGUGUCGUGUGUGAAGGAUUGACUAAGGGUUUCUAUUUAUAGACUGUGUGUUUGUGAGUAACCCCCUCCCAAGGACAGUGCUGCCCCCACCUCACGUCUCCUCGGAUAGCAACAAACGAGCAGUCUUAGGACUAUAGCUUCGUUAAACAGCAGUGAGUCUUGCUGUCAGACUGAGUUAAAGCUUGCUGAAGCCAACUUCAGUGUUGCUGUUUAAAGGUGGUUAUUCCACAAGUACUAUUUAGUAGGGAUUGGCCUAUUUCCCUAGAGCCUUGUUGCACACAGAGGCUUUUUGUGACCUCUCAUAGUUUUGGGAAUCAGGAACAAAGAUCAUAUCAUGAAGAAGAUCUUAAGUGGUAGCUCAAAGUGCUGAGGACGUGUGAUAUGGACUGAGGUCCUCAGCUAAGACUAACUGGGAGCUACGUCAAUAUGAUCUCCGUACAAACUAGUAAGCACCAGCACAUAACUCCAAUCAGCAGUAUCGUCAUGAUAAAAAGUUUUUUGCUCCUCAUUUGUAUUUCCUCCAGAAUGUACCUAACCCAAUGGCUUACAUUAGAUGCCCACUUCCUGGUGCUGCAUGACACAAAGUACUGACGAGUCGUGGGCUAAGGGUUGUUUGGAUCAGACAGGAAGUGGAUCAGACAGGAAGUACAUCUGUGCAGGCCUACAUUGUUCUCUGGAUAUUGCUGUUUUCUUUUGGGUUAUUGUUUGUCCAACACUUAACACUUCUGCCUUUGCACAGUCUGUGUCAUCACAAAGGCUUGAGCCUGGUGUUUUUAGAAUAAGCCCGGAGGGUGGAGGCAUAGGUUCAUGACUGAGGUACACUGGGAAAGAUAAGGGUGCCAUGGCAACUGGUGCACAGUGGUGUCUGAUUGAAGGUGGUAGUGGUUAGAUUUAUGUAGUCAGCAGACCCUUUGUCUGUGUGUGGUUUCAUACACCUAGGUAACUGUUAAAACAGUACUCCGUACUGAACACUGUGUCAAUCUUUAAUCAGGUCUGUAUUUACAUAUCAACUUGUGGCUCUGAAACUAUUAACUAGAGAUGGCGUUGGUCAGUAUGUUUGAAAACAUCUGGUUCUUACAGUUGCAUCAACAGCUGGAAGCCUUAUUCCACCUUUAUUCUGAUUUACCAUAAUAUGUCCAUCACAAGCCUGAGGCCAUGUUGGCUCUCCCGGUCUGUAUGGCACUUCUGUUCACCUUCUGGACACACAACAUUCACAACUUCCAUCAUGUUCACGUCCUCCGGCAUGUUCUUGUGGCGUCCCAUCAUGUGUGUCCCAUGUAUUGUGUGAACAUGCCUCACCCUGUUCUGGCCAAUCCUGGACCAGCUAAGGUUUGCUCUUGCUCCCUCUAUCUCUUUGCACUUUUGUCAAAGGUUAUGGCAUACUGUAUCCGUUAUUGGAUACACCAAAGUGCAUACAUCCGAGCCUGUAAGAUCAGCCACACCGAUCUCUUCUAUGACAAACCCAUUAUGCAUAGCCAGCAUCGCACUGUAGGAACAGUCCAUAUCACAUGGAAGCAAGGGAGAUGUGAAGGAAUAGGAACAAAUUAAUUUAGAAAAAAAAGGGAUCCAGAACACCUUUAUAAUACUUCAAAUAAUUCGGCCUCCGUCGUCUGCAUUUCUACCGUUCAGAAGUUUUGAUAAUUGCCUGUAAAUAAUUUUGAUAUUUUAAUAUAUAUUGUACAACUGAAAUCCUUGCCAUCAUCACAUCUUAGUGGCAGUACUAUAGAUAAAUUCUUCAGCUAUUUCGUAUCUAUGGUGGACUACACUGUGAGGUUGUGUUUAGCAUCACAUUCCAUUUAGGAAGGAUAGUCUGUUAGAUGGUCAGACUCAGCAAGUUGCUUUUGUUCUUAAAUAUUGUAUUUUAGGGAAAUGGUUCAGUAUUGUUAUUGGGGUCAAGUACCACAGUUGUGUAGGUUUUAUUAUUUUUUACCCUUGAUUUUAAACUAGCACAGGAAAAUGUAGAUUAUCUGUAGAUAUUCACUCUCUGUUGUAAUAAAGAUGUCGGGCAGAACAUAUUUUUACAUUAAUUUUACUUCAUGUAGAAAAAAUGCUAACGGUCAGAUUUCUCCACAUGUUCAUGUUGGUUAGUUGAUUUAUUUUCCAGGACAGUGUUCCAAUUGAAAUAAAAACCCUCCACUCUCCAUUUGCUCUUUGCUGUAGAAGUCAGUGCCUUCCCCUGCCAGAGGCCGGGCUUUUAUUGGAAAAGUGACUUUGAUGUCCUAUGCAAGCCUUUUCUACCAGCUUACCAGCCUGCAUCAAAUAGUCCUUUGUAAAACUCAUGUAGCUAGUUCUUUGUGUACAUAGUAUUUUUAUUUUUAGGUACCUUUUGAAAUUGAACUCUGGAACAACGUGGUUGGUUAUAUGUUAAAAACUUUAUAAUUUAGCAGGUACGCUGUACUUGUUUGAUCUACGUAAACACAAGUUGUAUUUAGUUUCACUGGUUCUAUUUUUCUACUGUUACCUCAAAAGGUGCAUAACAGUGAUGAACGUGGGCAUCUUCAAAUAAACUGUUUAAAUAUAA